CACACAUCUCCAGAUUCUUCAUCUCACUUCGUCAGAUCAAACUUUAAACUUAAAAAGUAAUUAUCUAAAGCUUUACUGUAAUAAAUAAAUAAACAUAAACUGAAUCCCAAUUUCCAUAACACCAUGCACACUCUAGUACACAGUCCCUCUGCCACCACCAAUAUGCUAGACCGAGUCCUCUCUUCGCGCCGUGUCACUUCCCACCUUGACGACGCUGAGACGGACGCCUCCGCCGACGACUCCAAGACCAAGAAACAGAACCUCUCUUUAUUGGCUUCUAAUUAUCUCUCUCGCUUGUCCCACUUUUGCAUCUGUCCCACCGCUUGUCUCCUUAUCUGUCUCUUAUUAGCUGUCAUUCUAAUCACUUCUCUCGCUUUUCAUUCCCGGAGUUUUGUCUGUGUCUCCGAUCCGGGAUCUCGCGCCGGGUUCUUCGGUCUCGAAGGGCUUGAGUCAGACUUUGGAUCACUUGGGGUUCCCUGGUGCAGAUCGAAACAUGGAAAAACAGUUCAGUGGACAUCCAAGGAUUUACUCAAAGGCUUGGAAGAGUUUGUAUCAAUUUAUGAAACUCGGCCAAUAAAAAACAACAUUUAUGGGAUGGGUUUUGACCACAGCUUUGGGCUUUGGUUCAUUGCAAAGUGGCUGAAGCCAGUUCUAAUGAUUGAGAGUGGUGUUUUUAAGGGGCAUUCCACUUGGGUUCUGCGACAAGCAAUGCCAGACACACCUAUCAUUUCGCUUUCGCCCAGGCAUCCUGAGAAGUACCUCAAGAAGGGACCUGCAUAUGUUGAUGGUAACUGCACAUACUUAGCUGGAAAAGAUUUUGUAGAUUUUGGAAGUGUUGAUUGGAAGAGCAUGAUGAAAAAACAUGGGAUUACUGAUCUCAGUCGAGUUCUUAUCUUUUUCGAUGACCAUCAGAAUGAAUUGAAGAGAGUAAAGCAGGCAUUGGAUGCUGGUUUUCGGCAUCUUGUGUUCGAGGAUAAUUAUGAUACUGGAACUGGAGAUCAUUAUUCCUUGAGGCAGAUAUGUGAUCAGUCCUAUAUAAGAGGAGGUGGCCAUAGUUGCUUUAGGGACAGUGAUGAAGCUAGGAUUAGAUUGAAAAGAAAGUUGUUCUGGGAGAAGGCAGUUGGUAUAGAUGAACUAUGUGGUCCGAAUGAAGCAUGGUGGGGUGUUGGGGGCUGGAUGCGGGAUGAUUUCAAUCACAGUAAUAAACCAAUUUCCUACGCUGAACAUUUUCAGAACAGCAGGUUCAUUGAAUCGAUUCUCGAUGUUUACUGGGAGCUCCCUCCUGUAGCCGGCCCUUCCCUCACUCAUCAAACACGAUAUGAUCCUGCUCGUGCUACCAGUCCUAUUGUUGAAGAUGGCCGUUAUGGCUUGUUCCAGCAGCUGGGAUUAAGUAGACUUGAUCGUUCUGUAUUUAAUGGUUAUACCCAGAUGGUUUAUCUUGAAAUCUCUGAACAAGAAUCUUAAAAGCUGUCUAGAAUAGGCAAGAGAUCUUAUUUAGUUUUUCCCUGGACUGAAACGCUAUUUGUUAAUAUUGAUAUCUUUUCUCCAUGGUUGAAAUUGAGCAUUUCUAGUUGUUUCUUUAUUUUACUAUUAUUAUUUUAUGCU
This is a messenger RNA of Populus euphratica (Euphrates poplar), 1605 nucleotides long. RefSeq lists its product as uncharacterized. The record is from RefSeq and is a predicted model, not a curated record. The transcript has 4 exons. Lineage: Eukaryota; Viridiplantae; Streptophyta; Magnoliopsida; Malpighiales; Salicaceae. Gene Ontology annotation, cellular component: endomembrane system. The coding region runs from base 124 to 1464 and encodes 446 amino acids.